Aspergillus fischeri NRRL 181 is the source of this 405-nucleotide messenger RNA. RefSeq names its product DUF1754 domain-containing protein. Gene Ontology annotation, cellular component: nucleolus. Bases 1 to 405 code for a protein of 134 amino acids. The transcript is spliced from 3 exons. NCBI's taxonomy places the organism in Eukaryota, Fungi, Ascomycota, Eurotiomycetes, Eurotiales, Aspergillaceae. The record is from RefSeq and is a predicted model, not a curated record.
AUGGCCCCCAGCGACGAAUACACAGCCGGCGGGGGCGGCAAACUCAAACUCAAAGGCUCCAAAGUCAGCGACGGCCGAGUAGAAAAGAAAAAGAAGAAGUCCAAGAAGAGCAAAUCCGACAAGGAGGGUGAGGGUGGCUCCGCGCCGCCCGAAGCUAGACACCCUGAUGAAGACGGGAGGAGCGAGGACCACCACCAGGACCACCACACAUCUCCCGAUGAGGGGGGUGCAACAGUAGGCAAGACAGAAGCGGAAAGGAAGUACGAAGAGGCGCGAAAGAAGAGGCUCUUGGAACGUCUAAAGCGGGAAGGAGUCAAGACUCACAAGGAGCGAGUGGAGGAGUUGAAUAAGUACUUGAGCAGGUUGAGUGAGCAUCAUGAUAUGCCGAAGAUCGGACCCGGUUAA